This is a messenger RNA of Vanessa tameamea, 2160 nucleotides long. It is a transcript of the gene NGR-A31, whose product is annotated as trissin receptor-like. The record is from RefSeq and is a predicted model, not a curated record. Gene Ontology annotation, molecular function: neuropeptide Y receptor activity. Gene Ontology annotation, biological process: G protein-coupled receptor signaling pathway. NCBI's taxonomy places the organism in Eukaryota, Metazoa, Arthropoda, Insecta, Lepidoptera, Nymphalidae. Gene Ontology annotation, cellular component: plasma membrane. Bases 68 to 1429 code for a protein of 453 amino acids. The transcript has 6 exons.
UGUUUCAGAUGGAAGAACCGAAGUUUAAAAAUCAAUUAAAAAGAUAAAUUAGAAAACAGCCGAAAUUAUGUACCGUGUGGAUCUAUCCGUGGAGUCUGAUUAUAUUGUCGGCACUGCCUCGGAGACGGUCAAUGAGACGUAUGUUAGUGAUGUCAGUAACAGUACUUACAUAUCCAGAAGAAAUGAAAGCCAAUAUGUUAUGGAGGACGACGAGUUUAUAUUCGACAGAACAGAUGUUAGGGCUAUAUUUAUCACGCUUUACACAAUCGUGUUCUGCUGCUGUUUCUUUGGAAACCUUCUCGUAAUUCUAGUGGUGACUCUCUCGAGACGACUGCGUUCUAUAACGAACUUCUUUCUGGCAAAUUUAGCGGUAGCUGAUUUAUGCGUUGGAGUUUUCUGCGUAUUUCAAAAUCUAACGAUAUAUCUUAUUCCGAGCUGGGUAUUCGGCGACUUUCUAUGCAAGAUGUAUCAGUUUGUGCAUUCGUUGAGUUACACGGCGUCGAUAUUUAUAUUGGUGGUGAUUUGUACGGAGAGAUACUUCGCCAUCAUACACCCUAUAACGUGUAAACAGAUCCUGACGUCAACGAGGUUGAGGUUGGUGAUUUUGGGUGUUUGGGUAACCAGCGCAGCCUACAGCGCACCUAAGUUUAUAUGGGUAGAGACGAUCACAAAUGACUUAGGCGACGGACACAUGGAGACAAUUUGCAUACAACAUCGAAUGAAAUACAACUCUGAAAUAUUCGACAUGGUCAAUUUCGGUCUUCUCUACGUGACACCUCUCUGCGUGAUGACGGUUCUUUAUACAAGAAUUGCAGUGGGCUUGUGGCAGAGUUCGCACGGACUCGGGAAGCUAGGACAGGGGAAAUGCUGUGCAACGCAGUGCCCACGUGUGGAUAAAUCGGCCUCUACCAGCUGCGAAACCCAAAGAACUCUUGUGGGAGCUUCUGACACUAAGGGAAAAGUAUCGACAUCACCAAGAAGUUCAAAACCCCAUGAAACCCGAAACUGUCAUCAUUUGAGCCACCUCUCCCGAAACGUGCUUCGCGCGCGCCGUGGUGUCGUCCGCAUGCUCAUUGUCGUCGUACUAACCUUUGCCAUAUGCAAUCUUCCAUUUCACGCGCGCAAGAUGUGGCAGUACUGGUCGAGUGGCUACCAGGGUACGAGUGACUUCAGCGCUCUCUUGACACCAUUAACCUUCCUGAUCACAUAUUUCAACUCUGGAAUCAAUCCGCUAUUGUACGCGUUUCUGUCUAAGAACUUCCGGAAGGGAAUGCGGGAACUCUUAUUCUGCAACUUUCCCGGGAAAAGGAAGAGUGAUAAUUUAAUACUAUUGAAUCGCGUCGGUGGAAUGGGAUUGCGAAGAAGCUCGACACGAUCCACACGCGCCAACUGCAGCACGGUCACGAUGGCUCCCAAUGGGGAAUCAUGAGGUUUACAUCGCCGCAGGUUUCUCUAUAAAAUCGAAAAUACGGACAUUUCCUGAUUAACGGAGAGUACCGAUGAGGUAACUAGUAGCAGCUAUUGUACGGUUUCAACGAUUUCUAGGCGAGAUUUGUACGAUUGAAUCUCCGUUAUGAGCCGUCUAAUUGUGAAUACCAAAAGGACUAUGUUGAAUUAGUGAUCUCAUGAGCUUAAAAUAGUACGUAAAUGUUGUAAUUGGAUAAAUGUUAUGAGUAAUGUUUUUUUUUUUUCACUUUUGUAUAAAUAAGUUAUUUUAUUAAGCUUUGUUGUAAAAUAUGUAGGUAUUUUAUAAUUUAUUUCACAUUGAAUGUAAAUAUUUAUAUUGAAACUAUUCAUAAAAUUUUAAUAAUAUUCAUAUGCUUGCAAAUAUUUGUAUGCAGAAAACUAAUGUACUUUUACAAAAAUCUUAGUAGUUAGUGGUUAAGUAUAGUAACUUUAUUAAAAAUUUCUUACACUUUGUACAUAACGAAAUAAUUAUUUAUAUUUAUAAGAAUAUUAAAAAAAAUAUAUUAUAGAUGCAAAGUUUCAAGUGGUACAAAUAUUAUAAUUAUUUUAAAUAGUGUUUGAUUUUGAAAGUCAAUUACCUAAUUUUGAUGAACCAAUAUUGUGUAAUCGCUUUUAUUAUAUAUAGAAUUAGUCACACGAAUCUCUAUAUCACUAGACAUUUUUCCUUUUCAAUCCUCUCAUCCUUUAAAUGUA